Triticum turgidum subsp. durum (durum wheat) is the source of this 3330-nucleotide messenger RNA. The record is from the annotation of a GenBank genome assembly. NCBI's taxonomy places the organism in Eukaryota, Viridiplantae, Streptophyta, Magnoliopsida, Poales, Poaceae.
AUGAGAGGCUGCACGAUGGAGUUAUCAAAGCAGGGCCAGAAACCCAUGUCAGCUAGCAUGGGAUCUCAAGCACUCCCCUCUUCAAAUAUCCAACCUGCUCAGUCUGGAUAUCCCGCUGUGUUCUAUCCACCCCUAUCUGCUGGCUGGGGUGCACAGCCAAUGUUCUCUACGGGAGCUUCGGUACCUGUCAGUUCAUAUUAUAUUGUCCCUAUGAGUCAACAAGCUGCCCAAGUUGGUGUUUCCAGGCCAGAGACUUCACAUCCUUUGGGGGUGCAAUCUGUAAGCAGAGUAUCACUGAGGCCGCCCCAGCAGGUGCUGAAUAUUCAAACAUCUUUGCCAGCAGUAACUGGAUCACAGCUGUCGCCAUCUGUUGCCGGAAAGAAAAGUGUUGCUUCUCCAAAGGUCCAGAUGAUGAAAUCUGCAUUAUCUGCCAAGCGUCCUGCACAGAAAGAGCUACCAUCAAAGGCUCAGCCUCAGCAGUUUGAAUCCGUGAGAUCAAAGUUCAGGGAGUCACUUUCUGCUGCACUCGUCAUGGAUUCUGACCAGCAGGAUAAGAAACAAUCUGCUCAGAACCUGCAGUCUGAUGGGUCAGCAGACCAGAAGAAGGUGGAGGGAGAUGAAGUGAAGGAUACAGUGAUGACCACAUCCAAGGAUGCGAGUACAACAAAUUCAGAGGCAGACAAUGCUGAUGUUGCUAAGAAAUGCGAGGGAGAUGAGAAGUUAGGCUGUGGCAUAGCAUCAGACAUGAUCACAAGCACAAAUGAUGACAGUGACACACAACAACAACUAAAGCACCUUCCUUCAGAAGAUGAAGUAUUAGACCAAAGUAUGGUUGUCACAGAUGAACUCUUGCAAGGUCAUGGCCUUUGUUGGGUUUCUGAUUUUCCUGCUGGGAUGGCUGAACCUGUGACACAACCUAAUUUGAAGAGGGACAGGGCUUCUGAUAUUGAGCCUGGGGUUACAGGCAAUUUGACAGAGUCUGAAUCAAAAAGAAUAAAGUCUACAGAUGAGGCAGCAACAGAUAAGGGUAGUAUGAUCCAGAAGGCUGAAAGCUUGGCAUUUAGAAUUGAAGAAGAACUCUUUAAACUGUUUGGUGGAGUGAACAAGAAGUACAAGGAGCGAGGCAGAUCUCUUCUGUUUAAUCUAAAAGAUAAAGGCAACCCUGAGUUAAGGUCGAGGGUCAUAUCUGGAGAACUUGCACCCGAUCGCCUUUGUUCAAUGACUGCGGAGGAACUUGCUUCCAAAGAGCUCUCAGAGUGGCGGUUGGCUAAAGCCGAAGAACAUGAAAAAAUGGUUGUCCUUCCUAACACUGAAGUUGAUGUCAGGCGUUUAGUGAGGAAAACACACAAAGGAGAGUUCCAAGUUGAAAUAGAAGAAACUGAUGGUAUUUCAGUGGAGGUUGAGCUUGGGGGUAAUGUUCUAUCUCAUGUUCCAUCAAAAGCUGUUGAAAGUGAAACAAAAACCAAUGAUGAAACAAGUACGGAUGAUAAAACUGGUGUAGAAGUUAAGGACAAGGGUUCUGAUGGCAUGUCACAAGAUGAGGAUGGUGGGACAGGUGACAAUGAUUCAUCAGGCAAUGUUGAAUAUAUUGAAAAUGAGAAAGCAGAUCUUAUUGAUGAACUUAUGGUGGAUGACUUGAAAGACGCAGAGAAUCUUCCACCAAUUCCUUCGCUAGAUGAAUUCAUGCUGGGGUUAGAUUCUGAACCACCUUUUGAAAAUUUAUCAGUUGGGACCCCGCAAAAAGAUCUCAGUGAUUCUGAUGAACCUAGCUCCACCUUAGAUUCCGAGAAACUUCCUGAGACAGAAGAUAAGCAGUCUGCACAAAAGAAGGCCAGAUCUGAAUCAGAUGUGCCGGCUUUACAGGGUAAAUCGGAGUCCAAGUCAGAAUCACCCAAACAGAAGGUUGGUUCAGAGUUGGUUCCUGAUGUGCCACGCGAUGGAGAGAAAAUCAAAUCCUCCCCAGAGAAAGUCGAAUCUAAAGAACCUGCUGCUGCUAGUGCUAAUAUGUCGAAUCCUGUUUCAACUGUGAACCAUAAGACAACUGCUGUUCCUAUGAUUCGUGAGAGUAUAUGGGAGGGUGCGAUUCAGCUUACUCUAUCGUCACUCACGAAUGUUGUUGCCAUUUUCAAAAGUGGUGAAAAGCCAUCUGGGAAAGAAUGGAGUAGCUUAAUUGAAAUCAAGGGGAGAGUUAAACUUAGUGCUUUUCAAGAUUUUCUCGAACAACUUCCCAAAUCUAGGAGCCGCGCUAUAAUGGUAACUGAGCUGUGCUGGAAGGAGUGUUCGUCGGAGAGUGGCCGCCAACAACUCUCGCAGACAAUUGAUUCAUAUAUUGCAGAUGAGAGAGUGGGACUAGCUGAGCCUGCAGAUGGACUGGAGCUGUACCUGUGUCCCCCUCAAGGGAAAACUGUGGAGAUUCUCUCCCAGCACCUGCCAAAGGAGCACUUGGGUGGUCUCGCUGUGGCAGAAACAUCGAUAAUUGGAAUCGUCGUCUGGCGGAGACCCAGCGUUCCUAGGGUGUCCUCCCAUCAGAGGCAUGAUGGUUCCAAGAGGCAGUCAGCCCCAAGGAAACCCCAGGUUACCGGUUCUACUUCGGCCCAUAGGCCCUCUGCGCCCCAGAACUCUCACGGCGUGCCACCAGGUUUUCCCAACCAGCAGCAUCACCAGCACCAAGAGGAGGAUGUAACUGAUGACGAUGUGCCCCCGGGCUUUGGGCCUGGCGUUGUUGCGCGCAGGGACGAAGACGAUCUUCCUGAAUUUAAUUUUGUUAACCCCGCUGCUAAUGUAACGACGCAUGCCUUCAAGGGCCAACGGCAUGUAGCACCGACCUCUGCUCGCCCAGUCGAGCAAAUGAGGGAAUUGGUUCAGAAGUAUGGUAAAAGAUCAUCUGUUGAAUCGCGUCCUUGGGCUGACGACGACGACGAUGAUAUACCAGAGUGGAACCCCAUCCAGCAAAGUAGGCAGCCGCUGUCAUUUACACCCACCCCGCAGCAACCACUCCCACCACCACCACCACUACCGCCCAUGCAGCAGAUCCACCAUGCGUACCAGCAGUACAACCCAAAUGCAAUGCAGCCUCUCCUUCCCCAGGUUGCAAUGCAGUACAGCCUUAGUAGCCAGCAGCAGCUCCCUUUGGUCCAGCAGCAGCUUCAGCCUUCGCAACCAUGGCAGCAGCAGCAGCCUAGUGCCUGGUGGCCGGCGACGGCGCAGCAGGGUGGGUCGGCCGCCGCCGGCUCUGCUGUUCCAGCGCCCCAGUAUGGUGGUGUGAUAAUGCCUAAUGGUAGCAGCGCCCAAGCUGGGAACCUAGGUGGCGCCCCCUGGGGACCGAGAUAG